Aspergillus fumigatus Af293 is the source of this 951-nucleotide messenger RNA. RefSeq lists its product as uncharacterized. Lineage: Eukaryota; Fungi; Ascomycota; Eurotiomycetes; Eurotiales; Aspergillaceae. The coding region runs from base 1 to 951 and encodes 316 amino acids. The transcript is spliced from 3 exons. The record is from RefSeq and is a predicted model, not a curated record.
AUGGUUGACGUCGAUGCCUUGAACUCAGAACUGGAUCAGAUCUCUGACCAGUACCAGUCUCUGUUUCGUCGCUUGAAUAGCGAAUCCCAACGGGAUGUGCAAACCGUUGCUUUGUCUCUGAGUAUUGCAUUGUCCCAGCUAUACCAGCUGGCAAUUUUCGUGAGAGGAGACUAUAACAAGAGAGUUUUCAAUGUGUCGGGCAUACUGGUGACUAAAGUCAGGGAGGCGUUUGAGCAGUUGGCUCACGCUUCCACCACAGCCCUGGAGAAUGUGUCAACGCUUCAAUCAGAGAAUGUCGACCUCUUGGCCGCGAAGAUGCAUAUAUUUGAGCAGAACGUCAAAGCAGCGCAUGACGAGACGGCCGCAAAGAUUGCUGGUUACAAGGAUGCGAUCAGCAUGAUCGUCCCCAUCUGGGGGAUCAUUGGGCUCAUCGACCAUACAAAGUCCCCCGGCAGCGUCCUCCUGGAAGGGCAGAUCGGCGCUGCGAGACAAGCGGUCGAUAACGCUCCACAUAUCCUCGAUUCCGCGUACCGAAACGCCCAGGCAUCCCUAGAUCCCCUGAGAGGAGAGCAGGCGAAAUUAGAACUGCAAAGUGUCAUUCUUAAGAGACUGGGACCCCUCCAAAGCGCUAUCCAGUCCGCCAUUACGAAAGCACAGGAACUCGAGAAAGGGUUGAUUCCGAUGAAGGACAGUGCUACCGAGAUGGUCCGUCGAAGGAACAAGCUUAGCAGCCGGGCGGAGGAUGGUGCAGAGCUCUCAAUCACGAAGGAGGAGUCUGUGAGCGGCAUUUUGGAUGUUGUCGAACUUGCCAUCGUGGAGCCCAAUACAGCCAAACAGAUUAAAAUGAUUCUGGCUGAACUGCGGAAUUCAUGGGGCCCUUCUCCUGUCCCGCCAGCUAUCCUGUCCCGGCUUGAUGAACUUGAUGGCAAGGCGGCGAAGAUUGCUGGCUGA